Rangifer tarandus platyrhynchus (Svalbard reindeer) is the source of this 3243-nucleotide messenger RNA. Lineage: Eukaryota; Metazoa; Chordata; Mammalia; Artiodactyla; Cervidae. The record is from the annotation of a GenBank genome assembly.
AUGGAGCCCUCCAGUGCGCUUCUCGGCUGCCUGGCGAGCGCCGCUGCUGCCGCCCCGCCGGGGGAGGAUGGAGCCGGGGCCGGGGCCGAGGAGGAGGAAGAAGAGGAGGAGGAGGCGGUGACGGCCCCCCGGGAGCUGGGCUGCGGCGCGCCGCUGCCCUACUGGACUGCCGUGUUCGAGUACGAGGCGGCGGGCGAGGACGAGCUGACCCUGCGGCUGGGCGACGUGGUGGAAGUGCUGUCCAAGGACUCGCAGGUGUCCGGCGACGAGGGCUGGUGGACCGGGCAGCUGAACCAGCGAGUGGGCAUCUUCCCGAGCAACUACGUGACCCCGCGCAGCGCCUUCUCCAGCCGCUGCCAGCCCGGCGGCGAGGACCCCAGUUGCUACCCGCCCAUUCAGUUGUUAGAGAUUGAUUUUGCGGAGCUGACCUUGGAAGAGAUUAUCGGCAUUGGGGGCUUUGGGAAGGUCUAUCGUGCUUUCUGGAUAGGGGAUGAGGUCGCCGUGAAAGCAGCUCGCCAUGAUCCCGACGAGGACAUCAGCCAGACCAUAGAGAACGUCCGCCAGGAGGCCAAGCUCUUUGCCAUGCUGAAGCACCCCAACAUCAUUGCCCUUCGGGGGGUGUGUCUGAAGGAACCCAACCUCUGCUUGGUCAUGGAGUUUGCCCGUGGAGGGCCUUUGAAUAGAGUAUUAUCUGGGAAAAGGAUUCCCCCAGACAUCCUGGUAAACUGGGCCGUGCAGAUUGCCAGAGGGAUGAACUACUUACAUGAUGAGGCAAUCGUCCCCAUCAUCCACCGCGACCUUAAAUCCAGCAACAUACUGAUCCUCCAGAAGGUGGAGAAUGGAGACCUGAGCAACAAGGUUCUGAAGAUCACUGAUUUCGGCCUGGCUCGGGAAUGGCACCGAACCACCAAGAUGAGUGCAGCUGGGACGUAUGCCUGGAUGGCCCCUGAAGUCAUUCGUGCCUCCAUGUUUUCCAAAGGCAGCGACGUGUGGAGCUAUGGGGUGCUGCUCUGGGAGCUCCUGACUGGUGAGGUGCCCUUCCGGGGAAUUGAUGGCUUAGCAGUCGCUUAUGGAGUGGCCAUGAACAAGCUGGCCCUUCCCAUUCCUUCUACAUGCCCGGAACCUUUUGCCAAACUCAUGGAAGAUUGCUGGAAUCCUGACCCCCAUUCACGCCCAUCUUUCACGAAUAUCCUGGACCAGCUAACUACCAUAGAGGAGUCUGGUUUCUUUGAAAUGCCCAAGGACUCCUUCCACUGCCUGCAGGAUGACUGGAAACACGAGAUUCAGGAGAUGUUUGACCAACUCAGGGCCAAAGAAAAGGAGCUGCGUACCUGGGAGGAGGAGCUGACGCGGGCCGCGCUCCAGCAGAAGAACCAGGAGGAGCUGCUGCGGCGCCGGGAGCAGGAGCUGGCCGAGCGGGAGAUCGACAUUCUGGAACGAGAGCUCAACAUCAUCAUCCACCAGUUGUGCCAGGAGAAGCCCCGGGUUAAGAAGCGCAAGGGCAAGUUCAGGAAGAGCCGGCUGAAGCUCAAGGACGGAAAUCGCAUCAGCCUCCCUUCUGAUUUCCAGCACAAGUUCACGGUACAGGCCUCGCCCACCAUGGAUAAAAGGAAGAGUCUGAUCAACAGCCGGUCUAGUCCUCCUGCGAGCCCCACCAUCAUCCCUCGCCUUCGUGCCAUCCAGUUGACACCAGGCGAAAGCAGCAAAACCUGGGGCCGGAGUUCUGUGGUCCCCAAGGAGGAGGGGGAAGAGGAGGAGAAGAGGGCCUCCAAGAAGAAGGGGCGGACAUGGGGGCCAAGUACACUUGGUCAGAAGGAGUUUGCCUCAGGAGACGAAGGCCUCAAGUCCCUGGUCGAUGGAUACAAACAGUGGUCGUCCAGUGCGCCCAACCUGGGGAAGGGCCCGAGGAGCAGUCCAGCCCUGCCAGGGUUCACCAGCCUUAUGGAGACGGAGGACGAGGACAGUGAAGGCCCACGGAGUGGGGAGAGUCGUCUCCCGCCGUCACCCAACCAGUCCUACCUCUGUAUCCCGUUCCCUCGCGGGGAAGAUGGGGAUGGCCCCCUCGGCGACGGCGGUCACGAGGAGCCCACGCCGGUCAACUCGGCCACCAGUACCCCUCAGCUGACGCCAACCAACAGCCUCAAGCGGGGCGGCCCCCACCACCGCCGCUGCGAGGUGGCUCUGCUCGGCUGCGGGGCCGUCCUCGCGGCCACGGGCCUCGGGUUCGACCUGCUGGAAGCUGGCAAGUGCCAGCUGCUGCCCCCGGAGGAGCCCGAGCCACCAGCCCGGGAGGAGAAGAAGAGGCGCGAGGGGCUCUUCCUGAGAGCCAGCCGGCCCCGCCGGAGCACCAGCCCCCCAUCCCGGAAGCUCUUCAAGAAGGAGGAGCCCGUGCUGCUGCUAGGAGACCCCUCCGCCUCGCUGACGCUGCUGUCCCUCUCCUCCAUCUCCGAGUGCAACUCCACCCGCUCCCUGCUGAGAUCCGACAGCGAUGAGAUCGUGGUGUACGAGAUGCCUGUCAGCCCCGUGGAGGCCCCGGCCCUGAGCCCCUGCACCCGCAAUCCCCUGGUCAACGUCAGAGUGGAGCGCUUCAAACGAGACCCGAAACAGUCCCUGACCCCCACCCACGUCACCCUCACGGCCCCCGUGCCGCCCAGCGCCCACCGGCGGACUCCUUCCGACGGGGCUCUCAAGCCGGCUGCCCCUCCAGCCAGCAGGAGCCCCUCCUCCAGCAAUGGGCUGAGUCCCAGCCCUGGAGCAGGAAUGUUGAAAACGCCCAGCCCCAGCCGAGACCCUGGUGAAUUCCCCCGUCUCCCUGACCCCAAUGUGGUCUUUCCCCCGACCCCAAGGCGUUGGAACACCCAGCAGGACUCUACCUUGGAGAGACCCAAGACUCUGGAGUUUCUGCCUCGGCCUCGUCCUUCGGCCAACCGGCAACGGCUGGACCCUUGGUGGUUUGUGUCCCCCAGCCACGCCCGUAGCGCCUCCCCGGCCAACAGCUCCAGCACAGAGACGCCCAGCAACCUGGACUCCUGCUUGGCCAGCAGCAGCAGCACCGUGGAGGAGCGGCCGGGCCUGCCAGCCCUGCUCCCGUUCCAGGCGGGGCCGCUGCCGCCCGCCGAGCGGACGCUUCUGGACCUGGAUGCGGAGGGCCAGAGUCAGGACAGCACUGUGCCACUGUGCAGAGCCGAACUGAACACACACAGGCCUGCCCCUUAUGAGAUCCAGCAAGAGUUCUGGUCUUAG